Fusarium odoratissimum NRRL 54006 is the source of this 3813-nucleotide messenger RNA. RefSeq names its product STE/STE7 protein kinase. The coding region runs from base 991 to 2955 and encodes 654 amino acids. The record is from RefSeq and is a predicted model, not a curated record. Lineage: Eukaryota; Fungi; Ascomycota; Sordariomycetes; Hypocreales; Nectriaceae. Gene Ontology annotation, biological process: cellular hyperosmotic response; protein phosphorylation; MAPK cascade. Gene Ontology annotation, molecular function: MAP kinase kinase activity; ATP binding. The transcript has 3 exons.
CUCUGUUGUGUGCCACGGCCUGGCUUUGCUUGUUCAAAACCGCCACACCAUAGUCGUUCCAUGUUCUGUCCUAAACUCCAUAUCACCAACAUCCUCAGCCUCGCCUUCGCCCCCCAUUUAUCACAAAUACCUCUUGCGCCUACCUUGUCAAAUUACUGUCUCGCAGGAUGCUCAUGCCGGGUUGAUCUGUCGAUUUAUACAAUUCAUUAGCACCUUUCCUCCUCCGUCUCGUUGCUUUUCUGCUUGUCUGCAGAGCCUUUGACCCCGCAUCCAGCCAUUGCCCAUCAUACUACAUUGGUACCUUAGUACUUAAGGUACUCAAGGACUGAAACACUUCGUCACUUUUUCUUGAUCCCAGCCAGACGCUUCCUCCGUUAUCUAUUAAACUUCCAAUAUUUCGUAUGGGACCUACGAGCUUUCAUAUUUACUAACUCCAUUCAGCGAAUCUGAGUGCCUAAGUAUACCUGAAAGAACUUCAACGUGAAGCUUUCCAGGUUGCCAUACUGUACUCCCAUACAAGAUUCACUCACUGUGGCCACAUAUCGUUGCAAAAUAGCGCAAGACAAGCCCCUUUCAAAGAUCAAUCCCGCAACAACGUUAUCAGAACUUGCGUUGAUUCUGGCUCAUUCGUUACCCCCAGGCUUUUGUAGCCCUUCUUUCCCAACUACAAGAGGCCCUAGUCGUUGAGCCGUACUAGGAGUCUCAAAGGCCUAGACCGCCCACUACUCGACUCCAUUUAGCUCCGAAAGAAUCGCACCAUCUAUUUCCCCUCCAUCGCUCCUUCUUGUACCCAUCUCUAAUCGAUCGCGUCCCGUCUCCCGAUCGAUAGCUCCCCGCGGUAUUGUUAGGAUAUUCGCCGUUAUUUCCACUCUGCUCUGAAUUUUCUGACCAGAAUUUUCCUUCCCACCACUCUUGUCGAACCUAUUCAACGACAUAACCAGAAGAAUCAGCCUUUCUGUAUUCUGAUUCCAUCAACGCACCUCAUAUCCAAUGUCUGCCUCCGACUCGAUCCCGGCCACGCCGGAGGACUGGAAGGAUCUGUCGACACCUGCAUCCCCAGGCUCUGAAGAUUCGUCAGAACCCAGUACGCCGCUCGAAUCUCCCGGUCAUGAUAGCCCCAGUGAGCCUCCUCGACGAGUACCAUCUCUGCGCUCCGUUUCCGAUCCUCGCAACAUGAAUCCGAACUCAACUGCUAUGGGUGUUUUAGGCAUGGCCAGACGCCCUGUACAAACAUCCUCGAGUUUUGCUGGAAGUAGUAGUGCCUCGGUGGAAAACAGUAUAAUGGCCAAAGCCCGAGCAUUACAUCAACAACGCAUGCAGAAGGGCAUGUCUCCCGCUGGAAACCCCGGAACACCCUCGGGGUCAUCACCUACGGCCAGCGUUGCUAACGGAUUCCCUACCAAUCUGGGAUUGCCGCCCAAUAUGCAACGACCGCACGCACCACAUGUAAAUUCAGCUCCUGCGAUAACGAAGCCCUCGCUGAGCGAGAGAAGGGCCAUGGGCGGCGGCAUGGGCAUGAAGCUGUCUGAUAUGGGUAGACCCAGCCCUGUCACCGCCACUGGGAAGAAACGGGGGCCUCCUGGAAAGCUUUCUGAUAUCACAGGUGAUGCGCCAGGUAGUCAACAAUCCAACGGAACAGGGGGUGGUCAGGGGUCAAAAAUGGACGAUUUCAAGAAAUACAUCGACACAGAGAAGGGAUGGGUGACCUUUGAUGGCGCUGCCACAAUCACACGGACAGGUGUCAACUUUGCCAAUGGCCAAACCUUCAGCAUAUCUCUUGAUGAAGUUGAAGUCUUGACCGAGCUGGGUAAAGGAAACUACGGAACAGUCUACAAGGUCAAGCAUGCCAAGCGAAGAGUCCCUCGCUUCGGACAAGGCCUCUCGAGAAAGCCCCUUCCUGUUCAGUAUUCGCAAUCGGACCCUUCUCCCAUUGGAUCUGCGGAAGACUCCGCCGAGGGCUUGCCAGACACGACCGACGGUACAACGGGCACAGUAAUGGCGAUGAAAGAAAUGCGCCUGGAGCUCGACGACGCCAAAUUCACAACCAUUCUGAAGGAGCUCGUCAUCUUACACGAGUGUGUUUCUCCGUAUAUCAUCGACUUUUACGGCGCCUUCUUCCAGGAAGGUGCUGUUUACAUGUGUAUUGAGUAUAUGGAUGGCGGAUCUAUCGAUAAGCUGUAUAAUGGUGGCAUCCCGGAGAAUGUUCUUCGAAAAAUCACAUACUCUACCGUGAUGGGUCUCAAAUCACUGAAGGAGGAGCAUAGCAUUAUUCAUCGCGAUGUCAAACCAACAAACAUCUUGGUCAAUACACGAGGCCAGGUCAAGAUUUGCGAUUUUGGUGUCAGUGGUAAUCUGGUAGCUAGUAUAGCGCGAACCAACAUCGGCUGUCAGAGCUAUAUGGCCCCCGAGAGAAUCUCUGGCGGUGGAUUCGCACAAGCCGGUAAUUCCGAUGGCUCAUACAGCGUUCAGAGCGAUGUCUGGAGUUUGGGCCUGACCAUCAUCGAGUGUGCUAAGGGCGCUUAUCCUUACCCACCAGAGGUCUCUUCUACUAUUUUCAGCCAACUGAGUGCUAUUGUUGAAGGUGAACCACCUGCUAUGCCAGAGGACACUUACUCGGACAUGGCCAAGGAUUUUGUGAAAAGCUGUCUUCACAAGAUUCCUAUGAAGCGGCCAACCUACGCCAUGCUAUUGAAACAUCCGUGGCUCGUCGAAUUUACAAAGCCUCAAACAAUCACGGAAGAAGCUGAGGAGGGUGAUGGAGUUGAUACGGUCGCGGAAGCUGUUGGUAAAAUUGAUUUGAGCUCAUCAACUGCAGAUACUGAAGUGGCAGAUUGGGUCAAUGGCGUUCUACAACGAGAGAAAGAUGGCCUGAAGGAGGACGGGCCCUUGAAACCAGCACUACACAAUGCACCGCUUGAUAGCGUCAGUCCUAUGUCAAGCCCAAAGGAUGCAUGAAAGUUUGUAAAGCCGGUGCGGCCCAAUCCUACCUCUCCGGGGGAAAGACUCGGCCAUCUAGGAAGCAUGCCAACGGAGCAGGUAUCUAGUUGGCUACAGGACUAUGGAUAACAAGCAUCUGCUCAACUGAUGCGACGGCUAUUUCCAAUGUGUCGACCUUUUAUCAUCAGCAGUAACACAACACAAAGUCCCCAGGCAUCAGCAUGUGUUACUUGAAUCAUUUUGACCUUCUUUUUCUGCAUUUUUUCGGAGGACACUCCUGUACACGCUUUAGGAUGGGUUUAGACAAAUUCGGGCCGGAUUUUGGCAUUUGUUUUUCGGAAGAACAAAAUUGGGCGAAUGGCACCAAGUUGGAAAACGAACCAGGAUAGCAUGUUGGUUUUUUUUUUCAUUUCAUGUACUUGAAGGAAAGGGACAGCGGCGAACAACACAGGAUAAAAGAGAGGGCUUUGGAGGUGACUUCGGGCUUCAAUCGCUUAACGAGAGUUAGGGUAGGGGGGUGAUAUGCAUUUCAUGGUUUGGCGAAUGGACGAAUAACGUCAAUAUGGAACAUGCAUAAUGAUUUGAACUUUAUGGUAUUAGGUACCUCGUGGACUAUACAACGGCAACAUGACCUAUCCUCGCUGUAGUAGUAACUACUGAAGAGUGAUCAUUUGUGUGACGCCAUGAAGCUCGGGGUUGUUAGCUCGCAAUGUCCACACGAUGCCAAGUGGCAAUAUCGAGAAACAGAGGCUAGAAUAUCGAGAUUUGAAAAUACUUAAAUUGUUGUAAUAUCAUACAUUCAUAAUAACUAUUAGACAGUUGAUGAAAGCAAGCUUCUUGUAGAUCUCGCCCAUAACUUCAACAUUACGUUCAGAG